CUUAAAGUCCAAAAGCCAACUGGCUGCUGACUGCCAUCCUCUUGCCAACACAUUUAAGCCGCCAAGUGACCCAAAUCAGUGCCUGCCUUCUGGCUGGGAAUCCUUUCGGAUAAGGAAGACGCAGGGCCGGGAUGGAGACAGCCGCGGCUAAAACCAGUUGGUUAGAAUCCUGCCACGCCCUCCUUAACCCUUUCCCCCGCCCCCUUUUGGCCCGGUUUCGAGUGGCUUAGCGCUUAGUUGGCUUAAUUACGAACGCGUCCUGGAACGGGCCGCUGCACCGAUAAGUAUCGAUUUAAAUCGGCAAAGCGAGAGCCUUGCCAAGGAUAUCCAUACUAAAUAAGCUGCAUUAUGCAGGCAAUACACUGGCAAAAAAUAUAUAUUUUUUAGAUAUUUUUAAAGUAAUUUUUUAAGAGACUUCCUAAGGCUUAAAUAAGUAUAUAGUUUAUGUUUGUUUUUAUUGAAAUCCAAGCCAAGAUAAGGUAUCUUUUGUCCGGUGUAUACUUAUCCUUAUGCAACAUAAUUAUGGAGUCCUGCGACCAGGACACUCGGCAUGCCCUGGGCUAGAGCAGAAGGACCUGCCAGACUUGUAUGCAUUUGAAAUUUAAAUCCUUCGGAAAUUAUAUAAAAAAUGCACUCAAAGGCAACAUUUCUGGCAAGUGGUCCUUUUCAACCUCUGGGCAACUUGUUUACGCAAUAUCCUUCGUCCUUCGCAGCAAGAACAACAAACAAAGAGAAAGUCUUUCACCUUUCAACCAAAAAAGAAGAAAAUAAUAAUUUCUAAUGUCAAUAUUAUUGGUAGAACAUGGAGAGAAGACUUGAAAAGGGAUAUUAAAUCGAAAUUGAAAGAAAGGACAUGCCGGGAAUAGAGUAUCCUGUACAUUAUGGUUUUUAAAUCAAUCCCCCAUUGGCAAUAAAAAGCUUAUGCCACUUACAGACCAUUGAUAGAAUUCUCUCUCGAAUCAUCUCGGAUAUCUGUGGGAAUAAUCCCCAACCGAUAUACGUGGGAGGUUCGCUUCAAAAAGGCCAAUAAUGCGAAAAAACAGAGAUAUAUUUCCAUAAACAAUGGGGAAUCGUGUAUGGCGAUGUCUCUAUUUCUGUUGCCAUUGUUCGAUAAGCUUUCAAUUAAAUCGUGACCCCGCCGGAGGACUGAGAAAGGAUAACAAGGAGGGAGGUGCAUCAGGAGCAGGAAACAGGAAAUCAGUAUCACCAGUAUCAGUUUCAAUUUCCCAGCAACCUCACAAGUGUUAGGCUAAUAUUGUGUGGUUUAUAAAUAGAGAUUCCCUAGAGAGACCUUUUGAAGGGGCUUAGAUAGUCCUUUGAUAGUCGUCCUUUUCUUUUUUCAAAGGCUAUUAGUUAGUAAGGGGGUUAGAUUAAAUUAAAAAUAGUUCAUAAAGUAUAUAUAUAUUUUUAAAACAAUUCUAACAAUUUUAUUCUAAAAAAAAUAUAGUAAAAAAUUCUCUCCCACUCUUAUAUUAUAUUUCCCUUUGACUCUUAUACUAUUUUAGAAUGCAGACAUUGGCAAUAUGACGCUACUGUCGAGCAUCCUCGAUUCCGGCGGAAGUGUAUCCGUUCAGCGUCUCACCCGCUUGCUGCGUCAGUCCAGCACAUCCUCAUCCGCCUCCGGCCCAUCCCUGGCCUCAGACUCCAUCAGCUCCAUGGUGGAGGCGACAUCCUUGCGAGUGCCCAGUCUGGGCCACGAUCUGUCCACCACAACAGAGACGAAUGUCAUCAUCGAUCGGGUGACCAAUGUGGCCAAAAUGGCGCUGGAGGCCACGGUGAUGGAUGUCCUGCCCGAUCCCGAGCCGGACCAGGUCCUUACCGGUGUGAAUGCCAGUUCCCACUGGAAUAUGAAUAUGACCCUGUCCUCGGCAUCGGCCACCAACUAUGAGAACUGUUCCGCAUUAUUUGCAAACUACACCCUGCCACAGACAGGUCUCUAUUGCAAUUGGACCUGGGACACUCUACUCUGCUGGCCACCCACUCCGGCCGGUGUCCUCGCCCGGAUGAACUGUCCUGGCGGCUAUCAUGGCGUUGAUACCCGAAAGUUUGCAAAUCGAAAAUGCGAACUGGAUGGCCGAUGGGGCAGCCGGCCAAAUGCCACCGAACCGAGUCCGGCGGGAUGGACCGAUUACGGGCCGUGCUACAAGCCGGAGGUGAUUCGUCUCAUGCAGUCCAUGGGCAGCAAGGACAUCGAUAUCUAUAUAGAUAUUGCCAGAAGAACUCGUACCCUGGAGAUUGUGGGUCUGUGGGUCUCACUCUUCGCUCUGGUCAUCUCGCUCCUAAUCUUCUGCACCUUUCGAUCCCUGAGGAACAACAGGACCAAGAUCCACAAGAACCUCUUUGUGGCCAUGGUGCUCCAGGUGAUCGUACGGCUGACUCUCUAUCUGGAUCAGUAUCGGAGGGGCAACAAGGAGGCGGCCACCAAUACGAGUCUAUCGGCUAUAGAGAAUACGCCCUAUCUGUGUGAGGCCUCGUAUGUCCUUUUGGAGUACGCCAGGACCGCCAUGUUCAUGUGGAUGUUUAUCGAAGGACUCUAUCUCCACAAUAUGGUCACGGUAGCCGUUUUCCAGGGCAGCUUCCCCCUCAAGUUCUUCUCCCGCCUGGGCUGGUGUGUCCCCAUCCUGAUGACCUUUGUGUGGGCCAGGUGCACCGUCAUGUACAUGGACACCUCGAUGGGCGAGUGUCUGUGGAACUAUAAUCUCACGCCCUAUUACUGGAUCCUCGAAGGACCAAGACUAGCCGUCAUUUUGCUGAAUUUUUGUUUCCUGGUUAAUAUCAUUCGAGUCCUGGUCGUCAAAUUGAGGCAAUCGCAGGCCAGUGACAUUGAGCAGACCAGAAAGGCGGUUCGGGCCGCCAUUGUCCUUCUGCCUCUGCUGGGAAUCACCAAUCUUCUCCACCAACUGGCUCCCCUCAAAACGGCCACCAACUUUGCAGUCUGGUCCUAUGGAACUCACUUUCUCACCUCCUUCCAAGGAUUCUUCAUAGCGCUCAUCUAUUGUUUUCUCAACGGAGAGGUCCGUGCUGUUUUGCUGAAGAGUCUGGCCACUCAGAUGUCCGUACGUGGCCAUCCGGAAUGGGUUCCCAAGCGAGCCUCCAUGUAUUCCGGUGCCUACAACACAGCCCCGGAUACGGAUGCGGUUAUCCAACAGCCUGGCGAGAAUCCUGCAACUGGAAAAAGAAUAUCCCCUCCAAACAAAAGGCUAAAUGGUAGAAAGGCCAGUGGUGCCAGUAUAGUGAUGAUCCAUGAACCCCAACAACGUAAUCGACUCUUGCCACGCCUCCACAGUCAGCGGAAGGGCCGAGACAAGGCCAAGGAUAGGGAUAUGGAAAAUGACAAGGAUCGUAAGAGAUCGGAUGAUAGGCAGCUGGAGGAGACGGAAGCUGAUCCGGGAACGAUACGGAUACACAGCAAGGAUACGGAGAGAGCUAGCCGGAAUCGUGGCUCCAAGUGGAUGAUGGACAUCAUCUGCUUCCGGGGUCAAAAGGUACUUAGAGUACCGUCAGCGUCAUCCGUGCCACCCGAGUCAGUUGUAUUUGAGUUGUCAGAGCAGUAGCCCAAAAAAAAAACCAAAAAACCAAAAAAAAACUAGACGUAGACGUAGCUGUAGCCGUAGAAGUAGCUAUCGCCAAAAAAAAGCCACCAAAACUCCACAGUAGCCAGCACUAGAAACCACCAUAGCCUCCAAUCCCUCCUCUUCAAAAAAAAAGGUCCUUAAACCCCCCAACAUUCUCUCCCCCUCUGUAUAAAGCUUUUGUGUACAUAUAUCCCCAAAAAAAAAAAUAAAAGAUCAUCUAGGACAGAUCUGAUUAUAUCCGGCUUAGUUUCCCCGCCAAAAAAAAAAAGAAAAUUAUUUGAAAAACCCCCAAAAUUAAUUACUUUUAUUAUCUGCUGACAAUUAAAUCUUUACUUAGCGCAUCACUCUGUUCUGGACACACAAAUACUUUCAGAAAAAUCAAAAAAAAAAAAAACAAACAUAAAAUAAUAAUAUUAAAACAAUAAUUUGAAAACACUAGCACACGGUUUACAAACUUGAUAAAAUUUUCCAGCAAAACUUGAGCGGCAUGUUCUUCUUCUACUUUUAAACUUAGUACAUUACUUUGUAGUGUGACCAAAUCACACUGGAUUAUCCAGCCAGUGUGUCCCUUUUCGUUUUGUAAGCUCACCUGUUUUGCUGACUUAUUUAUUUAGUUUUUAAUCAUUAAACUUAUUAUUUAACUUAUGUUUUUAGUUUAUAUUUUAUUAAGAAGGCUUUAAAAAGUACAUCUAAUGUACACAUUUAUUUUUGUAUUAUAAUUAAAAGAAAGAAAUGAACAUUGAAACUGUGUUAAUUA
Molecule: messenger RNA, 4332 nt
Organism: Drosophila ananassae
Lineage: Eukaryota; Metazoa; Arthropoda; Insecta; Diptera; Drosophilidae
Gene: Pdfr
Product: PDF receptor
Exons: 8
Coding region: 1524-3554 (676 amino acids)
Biological process (GO): adenylate cyclase-modulating G protein-coupled receptor signaling pathway; cell surface receptor signaling pathway
Cellular component (GO): plasma membrane
Molecular function (GO): G protein-coupled peptide receptor activity
Source: RefSeq, a predicted model, not a curated record